AUGACUGUCAUUGAUACAACAGCGGUUAAGACAACAAAUAUUUUACCAGUAACAACGUCAAUUUCAACAACAACCGCUAAAACAUCAGCUGACACCGAAGCCCAAAUUAUCAAUAAUGAUACCAGAGAUAUCCCGGUAUCUCGUAAAUUCGGUGUUUCGGGACCGCCAACACCGAUAACAACAGGAACCAUCAAAACGGAAAUUAUGAAAGAGAUCUAUUGUAGUGGUUCACUUCUUGAAGCGGUCCAAAAAGCUAACAUCUUUCAUGAUUGCAAACAUUUUGUCGACAUGCCACUCAAAAUUGAUGCUGAAUCGACAUUGCACGAUUGGCACGAGUUAAUUGAAUCUGGUCAAAUUGAUGAAAAUUCGUUGCGACACUUUGUUGAAAGUCAUUUUGAUGAGCCAGGUGGCGAAUUAGACACAUGUGAACCAAGUGAUUUUGACCCAGAAUAUGGCAAAUUUGAAUCUAUUAAUUCACCAUCAUAUCGGCAAUGGGCUAAGGAACUUCAUCGAAAAUGGCCUACAUUAUGCCGUAAGGUGUCCGAUCGUGUUAUUGCGGAUCCGGAAAAAUUCUCAUUAAUUCCGCUACCAAAACCAUUCGUGGUGCCCGGUGGACGUUUCCGGGAAAUGUACUACUGGGAUAGUUUCUUUACCAUCAAAGGUCUUUUAGCUUCAGGCAUGCAUGACACUGUGCGUGGAAUGAUCGAAAAUAUGGGAAGUCUCAUUGAAAGAUUUGGUUACGUGCCCAAUGGAAAUCGCGUAUAUUAUCUCAAUCGAUCUCAACCUCCGUUGCUUACUUGGUGUCUAUCUGCAUAUUACGAAGCAACGGGUGAUAAAAAAUUCGUCUUCACUGGUGCUCGCUGGUUCGAGAGAGAAUUUGAAUUCUUUCAAAAACAUAAAUCAAUUCAGCUGCCCGGUGUAACAUCACUGCUAUAUCGCUAUCAUGUUGUAGCUGUUGGUCCACGUCCGGAAAGCUACCGUGAAGACGUUGAAAGUGCUCAUCAUAUUGAGGAUGUCUUAGAGAAACAACGUUUGUGGGGUGAUAUAGCGGCCGCAGCUGAAAGUGGACGAGAUUUCAGCUCGCGUUGGUUUUCUCAAGAUGGGCCUGUAGCUGGUAAAAUGGGUUCCACACGGACCAGUUCGAUCUUACCAGUCGAUCUGAAUGCAAUCAUUUGCGGAAAUCUUCGUUUAAUGGCUAAUUUGUAUGAAGUAAUCGAUGAUAUAUCAAAUGCUGAGCAAUGUCGAGAACAGUUCAGAAGUAUGAAGCAAGCAAUUCAUCAGGUAUUCUGGAAUGAGGAAUACGGUUGCUGGUUCGAUUAUGACAUCAUCCAUGCUUGUCAUGUCAAUCUCUAUAUGGAUACCAACUUCUUUCCUUUGUUCAGUGGAUGUACGCAUGAUGAUUUCGAUGCGCAGAAGAUAGUAACAUAUAUGACGAACAUGGGUGUUUUGGCAUUCCCUGGUGGUUUACCAAGUUCACUUAUAGCAUCCGGACAACAAUGGGAUUUCCCGAACGCUUGGGCACCAACAACUUGGGUUGUUAUUCAGGGUUUGCGUUCUACUGGUCAGCAUGAACUAGCUCGUCAAAUAGCCGAGAAGUGGAUCAAGCGAAAUUACAGCAUGUGGCUUGUUUCUGGUGGACGAAUGUUUGAAAAAUACAAUGUUGCAUCGCAAAACUAUAAUACGGCUGGAGGUGGUGGCGAAUAUGAAGUGCAAGAAGGGUUUGGAUGGACUAAUGGUGUUGUCUUAGAUUUGCUUCUUACAUAUGGACCUGAUCUGACCUUUAAGUCGGAUGAUGACAAGCCUAUGACACCGGGAGAAGGAUGCGUUUGUUGCCAGGAGCAUCAGCAAAUUUCUGAUGGUACCACAACUACUAACACCAUACUAGUACCUUCACCAGCUGAUUCUGGUCUUCAGUAA
Messenger RNA from Brugia malayi, 1917 nucleotides. RefSeq names its product trehalase I, putative (gene Bma-tre-2). Gene Ontology annotation, biological process: trehalose catabolic process. Gene Ontology annotation, molecular function: alpha,alpha-trehalase activity. The transcript is spliced from 8 exons. The record is from RefSeq and is a predicted model, not a curated record. NCBI's taxonomy places the organism in Eukaryota, Metazoa, Nematoda, Chromadorea, Rhabditida, Onchocercidae. The coding region runs from base 1 to 1917 and encodes 638 amino acids.